Molecule: messenger RNA, 978 nt
Organism: Octodon degus (degu)
Lineage: Eukaryota; Metazoa; Chordata; Mammalia; Rodentia; Octodontidae
Gene: Mc3r
Product: melanocortin 3 receptor
Exons: 1
Coding region: 4-978 (324 amino acids)
Biological process (GO): G protein-coupled receptor signaling pathway
Cellular component (GO): membrane
Molecular function (GO): melanocyte-stimulating hormone receptor activity; peptide hormone binding
Source: RefSeq, a predicted model, not a curated record
GCCAUGAACGCGUCCUGCUGCCCGCCCUCGGCUGCGCGCCCCCCGCCACCCAAUGGCUCCGUGCUCCUUGCACCCUCGGCCCUGGGCAACCGGAGCAGCAGCGAGUUCUGCGAGCAGGUCUUCAUCAAGCCCGAGGUCUUCCUAGCCCUGGGCAUCAUAAGCCUGCUGGAAAACGUCCUGGUGAUCGUGGCUGUGGUCAGGAACGGCAACCUGCACUCGCCCAUGUACUUCUUCCUCUGCAGCCUGGCGGUGGCCGACAUGCUGGUGAGCGUGUCCAACGCCCUGGAGACUGUCAUGAUUGCCGUGGUCCAUAGCAACGCGCUGGCCUUCGAGGACCAGUUCAUCCAGCACAUGGACAACAUCUUCGACUCCAUGAUCUGCAUCUCGCUGGUGGCCUCCAUCUGCAACCUGCUGGCCAUCGCGGUGGACAGGUACGUGACCAUCUUCUACGCCCUGCGCUACCACAGCAUCAUGACGGUGCGGAAGGCCCUGGCCGUGAUCGCGGGCAUCUGGGUGUGCUGCGGCGUGUGUGGCGUGGUGUUCAUCGUCUACUCCGAGAGCAAGAUGGUCAUCGUGUGCCUCAUUACCAUGUUCUUCGCCAUGAUGCUGCUCAUGGGCACGCUGUACGUGCACAUGUUCCUCUUCGCGCGGCUGCAUGUCAAGCGCAUUGCGGUGCUGCCCCCCGCCGAUGGGGUGGCCCCGCAGCAGCACUCCUGCAUGAAGGGCGCCGUCACCAUCACCAUCCUGCUGGGCGUGUUCAUCUUCUGCUGGGCCCCCUUCUUCCUCCACCUGGUCCUCAUCAUCACCUGCCCGGCCAACCCCUACUGCAUCUGCUACACCGCCCACUUCAACACCUAUCUGGUCCUCAUCAUGUGCAACUCCGUCAUCGACCCCCUCAUCUACGCCUUCCGCAGCGGGGAGCUCCGCAACACCUUCAAGGAGAUUCUCUGUGGCUGCGCCGGCGUGAGCUUGAGAUAG